Molecule: messenger RNA, 4082 nt
Organism: Cynoglossus semilaevis (tongue sole)
Lineage: Eukaryota; Metazoa; Chordata; Actinopteri; Pleuronectiformes; Cynoglossidae
Gene: scamp5a
Product: secretory carrier membrane protein 5a
Exons: 7
Coding region: 565-1257 (230 amino acids)
Biological process (GO): protein transport
Cellular component (GO): recycling endosome membrane; trans-Golgi network membrane
Source: RefSeq, a predicted model, not a curated record
GGUAUUGUAGCAGCUACUGAACUAUUAAUUCUUGCAGCACAAAUGGCUUCACUUAAUUUAAUUAUAUUUUGUCAUGCUAGCUGUCUGAUUAGAUUUUGUCUUAUAAUAAACAGCAGCUGUGGGGGCUCUUCACACUUUCAGCACUGUGGACAGCAUCGCGGGGGGCGGGAUUUAGUCAAACAGCCCUGCUUUGUGAUUGGUCGCUUCCGAGCAGUAACAAAUCCCAUCUCUUUUGUGUUUUUUUCCUCGGGACUUUGGUUCUAUUAGGGCGGCUACGGCAGCGUCGGUAUGUGCGUAAAGAAAAGACCUUACGUCACGUGACACCCUUUUACUCUCAAUCUGAUAAUUUAAGGAAAAGUCGACAGUUUUUAACAUAUCUAUCCACAAGGCAGCUUUGUUUCUUCACGCCAGUGUUUUUUUUUUCACCCACCAAUUGUAUUCCUUAGGAUGGUACCGAAGGUAAGAGCGAAAUUGUAGCCUGAAUCCCGGACCAAAAAAGCGUUUUGUUUUCAAGAAGAGUUGAUAUACCUGUUUGUCAGUGGAGAAGAACAUUGAGUGAUCAUCAUGGCAGAAAACAACUUCCCUCCUCUGCCUCGCUUCAUCCCCCUCAAGCCAUGUUUUUACCAGGACUUCAAUGAAAUCCCUGACCAGCGUCGCACCAUGUGCAAACGGCUGUACUAUUUGUGGAUCUUGAACAGCGCCACUCUGGCUUUUAAUCUGAUUGGUUGUCUUGCCUGGAUGUGCGGCGGUGGAGGAGCGACCAACUUUGGCAUGGCCAUCCUGUGGCUCAUCCUCUUCACUCCAUGCUCCUACGUCUGCUGGUUCAGGCCAAUCUACAAGGCCUUCAAGACUGACAGCUCCUUCAACUUCAUGGCGUUCUUCUUCGUCUUCAUGGCCCAAGUUGUGAUCAGUAUCAUUCAGACUGUGGGUAUUCCAGGCUGGGGAGUGUGUGGUUGGCUGGCGACCAUCACCUUCUUCAGCACCAAUGUUGGAGCAGCUGUAGUCAUGCUGAUCCCCACCAUCAUGUUCACUGCAGUGGCUGUGCUCUCCGUCAUCGCUCUCACAAAGGUUCAUAACUUCUACCGUGGCAGUGGAGGCAGUCUGGGGAAGGCCCAGGAGGAGUGGGCCACCGGAGCCUGGAAGAACCCCCACGUGCAGCAGGCAGCUCAGCAGGCAGCCAUGGGAGCAGCUCAGGGAGCCAUGCAGCAGAACCAGUACUCAGCAGCUCCCACCUACAACUACGACGAGCCAAUGUAGGACAAAGGCGGAGCCUGUCUGCUGAGUGGCACAGAUAUAAAGGGAUCAAUUAAGAACACAAUUCAGGAUUAGGUGCCCUUCAUUAUAAUGUGUUAGUGGAAUUCUGAACACAACAAUGUAGAGAACAGUCGUGUUUUUUUGGGGGAGGGGUCAGCGAUUUAUUCAGUUCACAUGUAAGUCAGCCUGUUUUUCUUGAAAUCUUUUAUGCAGCACAGUUUUAGCCGGUCAUCGUGUGUGGCUUUGUUAAGGAGACUCCCACAGCAUACAUAUAACGUACAUAUAACAACUGUCAUUCCUCGGAGCUUCAUCUCUUUAUUCCGGUGGACUGAUCUGAGGUCAGUGCAGGGUGACGUCUCUGCCUCUGCCUGUGCCACUCCUUACGAUGCCUAUUACUCAUCUGUAAUGUGUUUUCAACAGUAUAUCUGUCAUGUGUUAGACUAUGUAUUUUUCUUCACCAAACUCCUGAACUUGUUAAUGUUUUCAAGGAAAUAUUCAGGUCCAAUAUUCAGCCGACAUAAUGUUUCAGCAUGAGGGGAAAUUCAUUUAACCAAGUAUAUUUGAUAUAUUUGAUCAAACAAAGAACUGGCAAACCUAUAUACACAGUUCACAUAAAUUAGUGUGAACAGACAGCCAUUUACCUCUGCUCUGUUCUGACUGUUCUGACUUUCUGACUGUCUGGAUAAAUCCAGAAGAACUGACACAGCCUAAUUACCUCCUCUGGAGUGAUGCAGUCAUAGGUAUCUGGGUCCAGUACCAUCUGUUUCCCAGAUUCCAACUGUGUCUCUUAAAGGAACAGUUAUGGUUGCGCUAUAUUUGUAAUAAUAAUUUGUACAUGUUUAGGGAGAAACUGCACAGUCUUACAGUCUGUGUUUACAGGUUUGCUUUAUCGUACACGGGCUGUAUUUGCUAAAUAUUUGGUCAGAAAGAACAAAUGUAUCUAUAAUGGCACAAAGUAUUUUGUUUAGUACGCAUAUAUACUGCAGUAUUGUAUGUUAAAAUGAACAGUUCUUCAAAAAACAGGAGUAGUCGAAACAGCUUCUUGUAAGACGAAGAGAAGUUAACAUUUCUGUAAGACACUGAGAAAACAGGGAGUCAGAAUAAAGCAAAGACAGGCAGAGGUAUUUCUGUGUGGGGUCGAAGUGGGUGAAAUGUCCACUUUGUACUAAUGUAGCCCAGGUUAAAACAUGGUAAGGUCUGUGGACCAACAGAAACAUAUCUAAGUCUAGCUUUUAAUAUAAAUAGGCCAAAUUCAGGCCGUACUUGCUGUGGUCAGCAGUACGCCUCUUGCUGUUCAUUGGCGUGAUUUUCGGUUUCCUACAUAGUUUCAGUUUCACUUUCAGUCUCGAGAAACUCUGCGCUAGUCCGCGUCUUUGGUCUUGAAUAUUUAAACGGGGGUUGUUUGAUUUUGCUGUGUAAUUAAUGGACAGGCUGACUUCAGUUUAGUGUCCGUGUUAAAGUGAAGCACACGCCACACCGAGGGGUGUAGUUCUUUGGAUAUAACAUUCCAGUCUAACAUCGUACAGGUGAAAACUUAACUUAUUGUCAGUAUGCUGACUUUACUGACGGUCACAGUCGUCUCCCUCUUUAUGUCUAAUUCUUCCCCAACACCCUGUAGGUGAGAAGGCCUCGGUGGCUCUUUGUGUCUGAAGCACUGGGUUUUCAGCCUCGCUGCAUCAUUGUUGUGGUGAUCGUUAUUUCAUGAGUAGGUGUGAUUAUGGUGUAUGUAUAGAAGAAAACAGGAUUUAAAUUUAAACCAAUCAUUUUAAACAUGGGGUAUUUAUGUGUGUGUGUGAGAGAGAGAGAGUGUGUGUGUGGCCUUUGUGUUCAGAGUGUCAUGAUGUUUUUUUCAAAGAAAAGGUGAAAAAAAUAAAUUCCGCGUGUGUCACUUUAACUCUUCACCACAGAAUAGAUGGUAAUUACAGUAAUUCAGUAUUAGACCGAGACAGAUGUGAAGACACGUCUGGAUGCUCGUUAUCCCCAAACCUGUGUGUCGUCUUGUUUGAUUGUGUCGAUGUGGUAUUGAAUAGUGUCGUUUUAGUUCUUUUUCAGUUUUUGUACUGAACUCAUUUUAUCUGUGUAUUUCGGAUGAAGAAGAGUGUGGGAGUGUAGAGACCGUCCUGCCAUUGCACAUUUGGUUGUAUGUUUAUUUCACGGCGUUUACCUAUCAACAUCAAUGCAAUGCAUCUUUACAGCCAAUCACAGUGUAGCGAUACUAACACAAGUAUGUAGAGUAGAAUUAGGAGGUUGCAGUGUGUUCCUGUUGCUCAGGCCUCAAAUCCAAACAACACAGAGGGUGGUGAACUGGAGGAGUGAGGCCUGUGUUUCCCCAGGUUGGACACCACUAGUGUAUAAAUUCACAUUUGCAUAACAUUUUCACCAGCAGAUGCAUCACCUGUGGUGAUGAAGUCUGGCUCUGUAAAGCAGCCUGGUCGUGAAUGCAAAAAAGUUGAGCUGAAGGAUGAAUUCUGACAUGACCCGCUGUGGUUUUGUCCUGGAGUUGCACUGGACGUCGGUCCUCAUGUCACUGUAACAAAGCUUCUGUAAACCAUUUCUUCUUCAUGCCCCCUACCUGUCCCCCCGCCUCCCAGGCUGUGUGAUGUUUGUUGUUUGAUAUGUAUUAAUCUGUACUGUAUCAUAAGUAGAUAUAAAUAUAUAUAACUUGAGAAUGAGGUAAAUAUUGACCAUGGGUAAACCUGCUCUGAUUCAGUCCAUAGAUCAUGGAGGACACCGUCUCCAUAAGUGCAGUGAAUGAGAAAAACAUUUUUGUGGAUUACUUUUGUAUUAUUUGGUCUUAUUCUAAUAGGUAUUAAACAGUUCUUGUUGCA